CUGACGUCUAUGUUGAUAGAUACGCCUUAACAAGAGUAUAAAUAAAACGUUAUUUCAAAUUUGAACGCAUUAUCAAGAAAACUUUUCACAAUGGAUUUACAGCUGACAAGCGCAAUUAUUUUAACGUUAUUGUGUGUAACAACUAUAAAAGCACAAGUGCAAUGUCCAACCAAAUGGAACCAAUACGCGACUGAUCAAAAACGGACCACGUGUCUUUGGCUCAGCCAGCAGGAGAAGGCUUCGUGGAUAAAUGCUCAUGCCUUCUGUCACCUGAUGGGAUCAUCCUUGGUAGAUGUUUCUGACUUUCAUAUGAAUGUACGACUGGCCAACCUGAUCACACAAUUCGGAGGUAAAUAUUGGAUAAACGCCAAUGAUGUCGAAGAUGACGGAACAUUCAAGUCGACAGUGUCCGGCAAGGGGCUGACGUACAAUAACUUUUUCAGAGGGCAGACGACCUUAGAUCCCGCUAAGAACUGCGUUAGCAUCGAUCAGAAAGGACUAUGGACCAUUGAUGCUUGCAAAGCUGAGAACCAAUUCAUUUGCCAGAAAAAGCCAUAGUUGCUUACGACAUUUACAGGGACAUAUUUCACAUGUACUGUUAUUGUAUUAGCACAGGCAAAUAAAUAAUACUUCAACAUGAAAA
This is a messenger RNA of Mya arenaria, 643 nucleotides long. Its product is annotated as asialoglycoprotein receptor 2-like. The record is from RefSeq and is a predicted model, not a curated record. Bases 91 to 558 code for a protein of 155 amino acids. The transcript is spliced from 4 exons. Lineage: Eukaryota; Metazoa; Mollusca; Bivalvia; Myida; Myidae.